This is a messenger RNA of Knipowitschia caucasica, 441 nucleotides long. NCBI's taxonomy places the organism in Eukaryota, Metazoa, Chordata, Actinopteri, Gobiiformes, Gobiidae. The record is from the annotation of a GenBank genome assembly.
AUGGCUCCAACCUGCACCAGAGACUCUGCUGUUUCACUGCUCUCAGCCAAAGACAAACACAAACUGAGGAAACCUGCUGUGGAGAAGAUGCGCAGAGACCGCAUCAACAGCUGCAUCGAGCAGCUCAAAGUCCUGCUGGAGAAGGAGUUCCACAAACAAGAUCCCAAUGCUAAACUGGAGAAGGCAGACGUCCUGGAGAUGACUGUGAUCUUUCUGAGGCAGCAGCUGCAGACUCCCACCUCUCACACUGCUCACAUGGAGGGCUACUCUCAGUGCUGGAAAGAGACCAUGCACUUCCUGUCCUCCUCCUCCAUCAAGGACAUGUCUCUGUGUCAGCUGCAGCUACACUCUCCUCACUCAGCGUCCCAGGACCUGUGCUCCCAGCUGCAGAGUGCAGAGAAGCCCUCUGCUGCCUCCAAGUCCGUGUGGAGGCCCUGGUAG